This is a messenger RNA of Dermatophagoides pteronyssinus (European house dust mite), 1036 nucleotides long. RefSeq lists its product as uncharacterized. NCBI's taxonomy places the organism in Eukaryota, Metazoa, Arthropoda, Arachnida, Sarcoptiformes, Pyroglyphidae. Gene Ontology annotation, biological process: protein dephosphorylation. The record is from RefSeq and is a predicted model, not a curated record. Gene Ontology annotation, cellular component: cytoplasm.
UUCUUUUUCCAUAUAUACAUCCACAAACACACAUGGAAUGAUGGGAUGUAAUAUUGGUUCAUUAAUAAACGAAACAAGUAGUAAUCAAAAUAAACAACAAAAUAGUGAUAGUAUUGAAAUAAAAAGAAACGAUUCAAAACAAUCAAUAUUAACAAUAUAUUCAUCAACAAUGCCACCAAUAACAACAAAUUCGAUUACAAAGAAAAAACAACAACAAAUAAUAAAAUUACAACCGAAAUCAUUAAGAAAAUUAAGUGGUAAAAAACAACAACAACAACAACAACAACCAAAACAACGAUCAUCAUCAAAAUCAUUAACAAUAUUAAAAUUACCAAUUUGUUUAUUAACAUUAAAAGAACGUACACAAUUAUGUAAUGGUUUUGUACCAAUACAAUCAUCAACAAAAUUAUUAUUAAGUGCACCAUUUUCAAAUUUUAAUCAAUAUACAAGACGUUUAUUUUUAACCGGUUUUGCCGGUAUUAUACCUGAAAAUCUUAAUCAAUAUCGUAUUGGUUAUAUUAUUAUUUUAGCAAAAGAAAUGCAAUCAAUCAUACCCAUAACUAAAGAUCGUUCAACAAUUUCAGCUGAAAUGCAUAAAUUUUUGAUACCGGAAAAUCUAACAGCAUCAAUACACCCGUUAUUUCAUACAAUAGUCGAUCUGAUUGAUGGAAAAAUUCGUGAAAAUAGUGAUAAAAAUGUUGUUGUUUGUUGUACAAGCGGUAUGAGUCGUUCGGCAACAAUUGUAUUAGCAUAUGCAAUAAAACAUUUAGGUGUUACAUUACGUUUAUCAUUUCAUCAAUUACAACAAUCCCGACAAUGUGCACGACCAAAUUUAAAUUAUUUUCAACAAUUGAUUGAAUAUGAAUUUGAAUGUUUAGGUAAAAAUAGUGUACAAAUGAUUGAUUUAGAUCAAUUAUCUAGACAACAGUUGACUAUUUUUUCAAAAGAAAAAAUAAAUAGUGGUGGUAGUGGUAGUAAAGGCGGUAGAAAUAGUCGAGAUAAUGUUUCAUUAGAAAAAUAUAAACAACAACAAUAA